This is a messenger RNA of Danaus chrysippus (African queen), 1314 nucleotides long. The record is from the annotation of a GenBank genome assembly. NCBI's taxonomy places the organism in Eukaryota, Metazoa, Arthropoda, Insecta, Lepidoptera, Nymphalidae.
AUGGAAAGAUCUCAUAAUUUACACUCGAGUUUCCACGGAUCCUUCAGGAGCAAGGAAUCGUCGUCGACAACAGGCAGCGAUCCUCGUGAAAAAAUAAAAGACUGCCUCAGGAAGUUUAUAGCAUUUAUGUUUACACAAGUGGGUGUUGGCGCGCUGGUGGUUUGCUAUGCGAUCUUAGGUGCUGCGAGUUUCAUGCAUAUAGAGAAAGACAGUCCUGAUAUGCAACUAGUGAAAGUCAUCAAGUGGCGUCAGAGCUGUGUCGAGCAACUGUGGGGCAUCACUAACAACAAUGUAUGCCGAGGAGUGAACACGAUGCUGCCUGUUCGUCUCCGACGUGUGUCUGGGUACGAGGGUCGUGUGAAUGAUGUUAUAUUUCGACCAGCGAUCAGUGAUGCAGCUCGUGGUAGGGAAACACUGGUGUUCUUUGGAGGAGAUGUACAGGACUAUCCAGAAGCGAUGCAGGCUCACCGUGAUAACAGACACUACGUGAAGUGGAAUCUGGAGAGUACUGCCCGUAUGCUCGGGGAAAACUUCGUCGACAAACACAUUGUGGUUGUGAGACCUUCAAGGAUAGAGUUCAAGAGCUUCAGUUGUUACGACAACUUCGUUCCCAGUAACAACGCCGGUGUGCCAGACCACACGCCCACACACCACGCUCUCAUACAUUUAGAGAGAUUGCUGAAAAACGUAAGCAUCAGAAUGAAAACAAUGUCUGAGAGAGAACUGUUGGAUGUUUUGAGAGACGUGUCGGCAGAGGGCGGGCUUGAAGGAUGUCGCCCAGCCGAGCGCCAGGAGCCGAGCUCAGCUAGAGAUCCUUUGUGGUGGAGAGAAUCCCUCGCCCUAGAUGAGGGUUCUAUUUCGUUGGUCGGGUUCAGUAAGGGUUGUGUUGUACUGAACCAGAUAAUAUAUGAGUUCCAUUACACACAGACACUCACACCCGGAGAUGAACAUAUGAUGAGGUUGUCGGGUCGUAUCAGUGACAUGUACUGGUUAGACGGAGGUCACGCUGGUGGUAAAAAUACGUGGCUGACGGCGCGCUCACUACUGGAGACUAUCGCUACUAGAGGUGUAAAUAUCUACAUCCACGUCAGCCCCUACCAGAUCAAAGAUGAGAGUCGGCCGUGGAUCGGCAGAGAGGAGAAGAUAUUCAGUAGUCUGCUCAAGAAACUCGGUGCUAAGGUUCACCGCUAUACUCACACUCCUCCCGGGCCGCAGUCGCUUCACAUGCAUUUCUCAGUGUUGGGGAACUUCAAGCACAUCCAGGACUCGAACCCGGGACAAAGCGCCGACUCCGACGAAGAUACAUCCAAUUGA